AGACUCUUGAAGGUUAUUCACUUACUAGUUCCCACUCAUCAUGUCGCAAAACGAAGAAGCUCGUCUUGAUCCAUACAAACAAGCUGCUCUGAAUGAGAACCUCACUCUCCAAGAGAAGAUCAGUGAUCUUCAUAGUGUUAUCCAAUCCGCGAAGACGGGUAUGUUAGUCACUCGAGGAGACGAUGGCAGCAUGCACUCUCGGGCUAUGAACCCAGCAACUCCAUACAAUGAGACCCAGCUGAGUCUCAUUUUCCUUGCGAACAACGUUUCUGCAAAAUUCAAAGAAAUAAAAAAUGACGACCAUGUCAACGUCAGCUUCUAUGAUCAGUCAUCGACAAAUUGGGCAUCCUAUUCUGGCAAAGCGAAAGUAACGCAAGACAAGGAUGUUAUCAAGAAGCAUUGGUCAACUUUCAUUACUGCAUACAUCGGUGAUUUACACGAUGGUGUUCACAGGGGCAACGAGGAUGAUCCCCGUGUAGCUGCUAUCGAAAUCAUUCCUGAUGAAAUUCAUUAUUGGAUUACGAAGCAUUCCAACGUCGUUCGCUCGAUGCAGGUUGCUGCAAGCGCAGUUAGUGGGAAAGCGACAUCACCUGGCGAACUCAGAAUUAUCACGAAGGACGAGGUUCAGCUUACCCAAAAUCUUAAUACGAAGUAGUGGAAACAACGUCUAGUUCGAAUAGUUUAUUGUAUUUUUUGCUAUCACUGCAGCUCCAUCUGUAUCAUUAGCUAAUCAUGUAUAGGCCAUACUAGUAAUUUCAACAAUGCUCAACCAGUAAAUCUUAUCGUUGGGACGUCAAACACCAAAAAAGGGGCGGUCGCGAUACCUGUGGCCUAAUGACUUGCAAUAAAACCCACUCUCUUGAUCGCUUGGCAUUAUUCGUCAAUCCUCGAAGAGUGGUUGGAACGUCUAGGCAAAUUUCAGGAGAACAGCCUUUCAAUGAAUCCUUCUGCAGGGACUUACCUUGUGUCCUUCACUGGCGUCUCCCGCCUGUGUAGGUUCGAACUCUAUGUCAUCCAAAAACUCAAGGUAGUCUUCGUCAUCCUGAUCCUUCGGCCAUGAAGGGGGCACGACCUCCUCUCCAGGUCGGGUCUGUGAUCCAAAGUCAAACGCAACUUCCUCGCCAUCGCCUUCCAACAUUGCCUCCAGCUCGUCGACGUUCAUAUUCUCCACACCUAAUCCAGAUGCCCUGAUUACUUCUUCGUCGACCGCUGACAUCUGAGACAUCGGAUAAAAUAGGGGAAGGCGAUCUUCUUGAGAAGAUGGAGGUCUGGGAUCCGGGUCAGAGGCCUUGCGGGAAGGCUGCGAGGAGAGGAAAAGUGGCAGUCUAGUAGAAGGGCCUGGAUUGUCAUCGACGUUGGGGGUUAAUUGUUGGCGCACAGAAUGUACCGGCGUCUGAGGGACAAACGAUGCAGGAGGUACAGACUGUGCUGCGCUUUGAGCGCGUGAAGACGGAGGGACGGAAGGAGCAUCAGUCCUUUGUACGGCUUUCAUUGGCUUUCUGAAUUUCUCCCCUAGCCGACUACUUGAAGCAGUACCAGCAUCGAGGCCAUUUUCUUCUUGUUCUUCUUCGUGUAGACGCUUUUUGGGAUUACUUCUAGGAACAGCUGGAAUGUGAGCAUUCGUUGGAGCAUUGUGGACU
Serpula lacrymans var. lacrymans S7.9 is the source of this 1640-nucleotide messenger RNA. RefSeq lists its product as uncharacterized. The transcript is spliced from 5 exons. The record is from RefSeq and is a predicted model, not a curated record. Bases 41 to 655 code for a protein of 204 amino acids. Lineage: Eukaryota; Fungi; Basidiomycota; Agaricomycetes; Boletales; Serpulaceae.